CCUCCCAGACGACCGACCAGUGAAAAAUUGGCGUACCUGGGGGAGAAAGCAGCUGGAAGGCCGGCGGUCCUGGCAAACCUAGAAGGCGGAAAUAACCGUGGUGAUGGGCGGGGCAGGGCUCCGGCGCUAACUGCAUCCACUAGGUUUGGUCAACACAGAGCCGCGCCAACUCUCUGUGGCUGCGCCAAGACCUGAAGCGGCGGACUGAGAGCAGGGGUCAGAGGCUGAGAGGGCAUCGGAAUGGGACCGGGGCAGAUGGGAACACACAUCCUGCGGGGACAGAGCGAGGAGCCAGACGGACAGCGGCGUGAGGGGGCGGGGCGCGCGGCGCGAGAAGGCGGGCACAAGGGGCGAGCGCGAGGCGGGGCACGGCGCGCGGCGUGAGACGGGGCGGGGCGCGCGUAUCGGCGCCGCGGCCGCGUGACGCGUUUUCAAAUCUUCAACCGCCGCAGCCCACUCGUUUGUGCUUUGCGCCUUCCUCCUCCGCGCUUUGGAGCCGGAUCCGGCCCCGGAAACCCGACCCGCAGACGCGGUGCCUCUGCUGCGUGGAGGCCGUAGCCGGCGGAAGGAGAGAGGCGGCCGUCCUGUCAACAGGCCUGGGGAAGCCGUGCUUUCGUGGCCGCCCGGCGCGACACUUUCUCCGGACCCAGCAUGUAGGUACCGGGCGACUGCCAUGAACUCCGGAGCCAUGAGGAUCCACAGUAAAGGGCAUUUCCAGGGUGGAAUCCAAGUCAAAAAUGAAAAAAACAGACCAUCUUUGAAAUCUCUGAAAACUGAUAACAGGCCAGAAAAAUCCAAAUAUAAGCCACUUUGGGGAAAAGUAUUUUACCUUGACUUACCUUCUGUCACCAUAUCUGAAAAACUGCAAAAGGACAUUAAGGAUCUGGGAGGGCGGAUUGAAGAGUUUCUCAGCAAAGAUAUCAGUUAUCUUAUUUCAAAUAAGAAGGAAGCUAAAUUUGCGCAGACCUUGGGUCGAAUUUCUCCUGUACCGAGUCCAGAAUCUGCAUAUACUGCAGAAACCACUUCACCUCAUCCCAGCCAUGAUGGAAGUUCAUUUAAGUCACCAGACACAGUGUGUUUAAGCAGAGGAAAAUUAUUAGUUGAAAAAGCUAUCAAGGACCAUGAUUUUAUUCCUUCAAAUAGUAUAUUAUCAAAUGCCUUGUCAUGGGGAGUAAAAAUUCUUCAUAUUGAUGACAUUAGAUACUACAUUGAACAAAAGAAAAAAGAGUUAUAUUUACUCAAGAAAUCAAGUACUUCAGUAAGAGAUGGGGGGAAAAGAGUUGGUACUGGUGCACAAAAAACAAGAAGAAGACUCAAAAAGCCUUUUGUAAAGGUGGAAGAUAUGAGCCAACUUUAUAGGCCGUUUUAUCUUCAGCUGACCAAUAUGCCUUUUAUAAAUUAUUCUGUUCAGAAGCCCUGCAGUCCAUUUGAUGUAGACAAGCCAUCUAGUAUGCAAAAGCAAACUCAGGUUAAACUAAGAAUCCAAACGGAUGGUGAUAAGUAUGGUGGAACCUCAAUUCAACUCCAGUUGAAAGAGAAGAAGAAAAAAGGAUAUUGCGAAUGUUGCCUGCAGAAGUAUGAAGAUCUAGAAACUCACCUUCUAAGUGAGCAACACAGAAACUUUGCACAGAGUAACCAGUAUCAAGUUGUUGAUGAUAUUGUAUCUAAGUUAGUUUUUGACUUUGUGGAAUAUGAAAAGGACACACCUAAAAAGAAAAGAAUAAAAUACAAUGUUGGAUCCCUUUCUCCUGUUUCUGCAAAUGUCCUGAAAAAGACUGAACAAAAGGAAAAAGUGGAAUACCAACAUAUUUCUCAGAAAGAUUGCUGGGAAGAUGAUAUAACAGUGAUGGAGCAGAAUUUCCUGUAUAAAGAGACCCAGGAAACUGAAAAAGAGCUUCUGUUUACUUCAGAGCCCAUCCCCCACCCUUCAAAUGAAUUAAGAGGGCUUAAUGAGAAAACGACUAAUAAAUGUUCCAUGUUAAGUACAGCUGACAAUGACAUAAGACAGAGUUUUACACAGCUACCUCUACAUAAAAACAAACAGGAAUGCAUUCUUGACAUUUCCGAACACACGUUAAGUGAAAAUGACUUAGAAGAACUAAGGGCAGAUCACUAUAAAUGUAACGUAAAGGCAUCUGUACAUGUUUCUGAUUUCAGUACAGAUAAUAGUGCAUCUCAACCAAAACAAAAGUCAGAUAUUAUGCUUUUUCCAGCAAAGGAUCUCAAGGAAAAGGACCUUCAUUCAAUGUUUACUCAUGAUUCUGGUCUGAUAACAAUGAACAGUUCACAAGAGCACCUAACUGUUCAGGCAAAGGCUCCAUCCCAUACUACUCCUGAGGAACUCAAUGAAUGUGACAUCAAGAAUAUGGAUAGUUUACCUUCUGGUAAAAUACAUCGAAAAGUGAAAAUAAUAUUAGGAAGAAAUAGAAAAGAAAAUCUGGAACCAAAUGCUGAAUUUGAUAAAAGAACUGAAUUUAUUACACAAGAAGAAAACAGAAUUUGUAGUUCACCAGUACAAUCUUUACUAGACUUGUUUCAGACUAGUGAAGAGAAAUCAGAAUUUUUGGGUUUCACAAGCUACACGGAAAACAGUGGUAUAUGCAGUGUUUUAGAUAUUUGGGAAGAGGAAAAUUCAAAUAAUCUGUUAACAGCGUUUUUCUCGUCCCCUUCAACUUCUACAUUUACUGGCUUUUAGACUUUAAAAAAUGCAUACUUUUCAGAAGUGAUAAGGAUCAUAUUCUUGAAAUUUUUAUAAAUAUGUAUGGACAUUUUUUUUACCAGCUUUGUUUACAGAACCAAAUGUAAAUAUUAAAAAUAAACGUUUGCAAUUUUCUACAGAAUUGAAUGACUGUUACAGAAAAAUUACAGUAUAAACUUGACUGGUCUUAUUUUACAUUA
Molecule: messenger RNA, 2898 nt
Organism: Piliocolobus tephrosceles (Ugandan red Colobus)
Lineage: Eukaryota; Metazoa; Chordata; Mammalia; Primates; Cercopithecidae
Gene: DBF4
Product: DBF4-CDC7 kinase regulatory subunit
Exons: 12
Coding region: 674-2695 (673 amino acids)
Biological process (GO): positive regulation of nuclear cell cycle DNA replication; regulation of cell cycle phase transition
Cellular component (GO): Dbf4-dependent protein kinase complex
Molecular function (GO): nucleic acid binding; protein serine/threonine kinase activator activity; zinc ion binding
Source: RefSeq, a predicted model, not a curated record